AUGUGGAAUUUUUUUAAUUUUAACAAUUUUGAUGAUAGAAUAAAAAAUUAUAAAAAUGAAAAAGAAAUUUACACUCAUGAAGAUUUAAGAUACUACUUUGAAAAAUUAGUAAAAAUAAAUCUAAGUAAUGUUAAUGUAAAUAAUUUCAUUGAACUCUUAAGGAAAAUUACACAAAUAACAAUAUGGGGAGAUAAACAUGAUGAUCAAAUUUUUCAAUAUUUUUGUGAAGAUAAUAUUUUUAAUCACUUUAUUUAUUUACUUAAACAGAAGAUAAAUAAAAAUAUUAGAAUUCAAAUAUAUCAAUCACUAACCUUAUUAAUACAAAACUUACAGAAAGAUAUUUCAUUAUAUUAUAUAUUUAGUAACAAUAAGAUAAAUAAUUUAAUUUAUACAACUUUUAUUUAUCAAGAUGAUGAAAUAAUACCAUAUUAUAUUUCUAUGAUUAAAUCUAUCUCAUUUUUUUUAAAUUAUCAUACAUCAAAGUUCUUUUUUAAUGAAAAGAGUAUGAAAUUUCCUUUAUACACGGAAUCAUUAAGGCUAUAUAAGUUUAAUGAUAUAAUUACAAGAACAUACAUCAAAAAUAUUAUCCUGAAUAUUUUAAAAAUCGAAGAUGAAGGUAUAGAAAAUUUGAUUUUAUUGCGAUCGUCUUUUUUUACUAUUUUGGUGUGCUACUUAAGAAAUAAUAUGAUAAAAAUGAAUAAAGUAUAUACAAAAAUAAAAGAAUCGAAAAAACUAAAAAAUCUUUUUAAUAACUAUUUAGAUGAAAUUGAUGAUGUUUUAUAUUUUUUCGAAGAUAUGUUUAACUGUAAAAAAAAAAGAAUUAAUGAUAUGCUAAUAGUCAAACUUUUAAUUUAUUUUUAUUUCCCAAUUAUUUCAUCUUUUAAUAAUUCAAUAUAUUUCGAUGGAGUAAAUUCUGAAUGUAAUAACAGUUUUUAUACUUCUGGACAAACAGAAGAAAAUUUAUUUAACAAAACUAAUUCCAUUUCAACUAAUGACAAUUUGAAUUAUAGUAGUAUUGAUUAUGUAUAUUUCUCUAAUCAGAAAAAUAUUAAUGGUCAAAAAGAAAAAAAAGAAAUAAGUAGCAAAGAUAGUAAUGAUGAAAAAAACGAACAUGAAGAAAUAAAUAGUAAAGAUGAAAAAGAAGAAGAAAAAGUAAUAAGUGAUAAGGAUGAAAGAAACGAAAAUAAAGAAAAAGACAAAAAUAAGACUAAUAAUAAUGGUGAACUUAGUAAAAAUGUAGAAAAUGAGGAAGACGAAAAAAAAAAAAUAAAACUUAAAAAUAACGAAAAUGAAAAAAGCAAUGAUGAAGAACAGAAAGAUAGAAACGAUAAAAAGGAAUAUGCUUUUGAUCUUUCUUCAGAUAAAUUAAGGAAUAUACAUUGGGAUAGUGUUCCUUUUUUAACAUUAGUAAAUGAUAACUUUAAAAGUUGUAAGAAUUUUGAUUUUUGUAAAAGUUUACCUUCGUCAAAUGAAUCUUCUAUAAACUCCAGCUUGAGCUAUACUGAAAAUAAGAAAGCAGAAAAAAAUUAUUAUAAUACAAAAAAGGAAAAAAUAAGUGAUAACAAUUACGAAUUUCUUUAUUUUAAAGGAAGAUCUAAUGAAAAAAAAGAAAACAAUUUAGAAAAAAAUAAUAUUGAAGAAACUAAAAAUUCCAGUAAUAGUGAAAAUAUAAAUUUAAAGAAAAAAAUGGAAAAGAAUAAUAAAGAUAUGAAUUUUAUAAAAGAAAAUGAAUUAGAAGAUUAUUAUUUUAAAAAAAGAACAAGAAAAAUAUUUAUUCAAUUAAAUUCAAGAAAUGGAAUAUUACAUAAAAAAAAAAAAAAAAAAAACCAGAACACUAAUAAUUGUUCCUUUUUUAAACAUGAUGAAGAUAUGUUUGAAAUAAAAAAAUUAACAAAUAACAGUAACAUUAUAAAUGAAAUGAAGAAAAAUAAUCUUUAUGAUAUAUGCCAUGUGGAAAUUCCUACUUUGCAGAAAAAAAUUACUUUUGAUGAAAAUGUAAAUAAUGAUAUUUUUAAUUAUUUAUUUAAUUUUAAUUGUUUUACAUUAAAUAUGCUAAAUUUUUACAAUGGGAAAUUAAGUAUAACUAAUAUAUUCUAUAACAUUUUUAAAGUAGGUUUAUAUUUUCAUCCGUUAUGUUAUGUUAACUCAUUUAAAAAUUUUUCUUUAUUGUAUAAUUAUAUCAUGAAUAUAUCUUUAUCUUUAUUUAUUCUCAUUCGAUCUCUAAACAUUUUAAAAAAUGAUAAAAUAAACAAAAUUAUAUACUCACUAAUAUUUGAUGAGCAUAUUAAUGCUUAUUUUUUACAUAGAAUACUAUCUAAUGAAUUAGAUGAACCAUAUUUUUAUAAUUACUUUUUUGAUACACACAAAAAAACUAAUGUUAACAAAACCAUUAGCGAUGAUAUUGAAUUCGAGUAUAUUUAUUCCUCAUCAAUUGAUUACUUAUUACCUGAAUAUAACAAAGAAGAAGAAAAUGCAUAUUUGAAUCUUAUUAACAAUUAUUAUAACCAGACAAGUGAAAAAAAUACAAAAUAUAAAAAUAAGGAAAAAGUAGAGAGUAAAAAAGAAAAUGAAAAUGAUAGAUACGAAAAGGAGGAAGAAUCAUAUGAAAAAAAUGAAGAAAAAUUAAAAAUAAAAGAAAUAAAAGAAGAAGAAAAUUUAAAAUUAAAUGAAAUAUCCAUAAGAAGAGAAAUAAAAGAAAUGAAUAAUAAUAUUUUAAGAAGUGAAAGUGAUAUUGAUAGUGAUAAUAAAAUAAUGAAAUAUAACGAACUAAGUAAUCCAAUAUUUUUAAAUUUCUUAUUACUUACAAAUAUACAAAAAGAAAAAAAUAUAAAAAAAUGUGAAAAGGAAAAUAUUAAAAAUAAAAUUUCAGAUAUUUAUUUAUUAUUAAGUAUUCAAUUUAUUUAUAAUUUUAUUAAAAAUACAAAUGAUGAUUUAAAUAGCAUCAGUAUAAAUUUUUUUAAAAUAUCUAAUUAUAAUUUUAUAUAUGUUUUUUGGGAUAUUAUAAAUAUUCAUAUAAAUAAUUUAAAUUUAAGAAUUAUUACUUUAAAGUUAUUAAUUAAUUUGACCUUAUUAUAUGUUCAAAAGAUUUCUGAUAAAAAUGUAUGCAUAAAUUUUUGUAUUCCUCUUUUAAAUUUAAUAAAAAAGAUUAAGAAAAAGUUAGCAAAUAAAAUUAAAAAUAUAAUUAACAAAAUGGACUAUAAAGUGUGCCAAAUUUUUUGGGAGGAAUACAAAAUUUAUGAAAAUUGCUAUCAAGAAAAAAUUAAUUUAUUUUGUGAUUCUAUAUUAAUUAAUAUUGUUAAUGAAAUAGAUGAAUCAGGUGAAAAUAAUUUUUUGUGUUGCCCUGUUUCCCAAAUAGAAAUAUACCGACGAAAUGUUCAUGCUUUAUUUGUUUUAAAUGGAGUGUCAAAUAAAUUGCAAAAAAUAAUCUCAAAUACUAAAAAUGAGCCAUUAAAUCUAAUACCAUUUGAUUUUAACAAUUAUAAUAUAAAAGCCUUAAUAGAUAUAAAAAAUAAGAAUACAAUUAAAUGCUACUUAAAAAAUAAUAAUAAAAUUUUUAACUGUUAUUAUAUUGAGGAUAAAAAUAAUUUUUUGUUAUGCAUACCCUCAAAUACUCAUGUGAACCAAGCGUUAAUUAUUUUUAGUCACCCCUUAAUGUUAAUUGAUUUAUAUAUAGACAAAAAUGAUAAUAAAAAAUUAAUUGCUCAUGUGUAUAGUUAUAAUAACGAAGAAAAUAAUACAAGUGAUUCUAGUUUUAUGAAUUUUAAUAAUUCAGAAAAAGUUUUUAACAGUAAUUCUAACGAUAAUAAUUAUAAUAGCACUGUGAGAUAUUACAGUUCAAAUAAUGAUGAUAACAUAUCGGAUGAUCAUAUAAAAAUUCAUAAAAAUGAUUAUGUUUUAAAUACAUAUAGUUCUACUUAUAAAAAAAAUAAAACAAUAACUAGUAUGAAAAAAGAAUGGUGCUAUAAAGAAUUAAAUUUUAUGAAAAAUAUUUUAAAACUAAAUUUUUAUGAUACUACUAGAUCACUUAUUGUAUACAAAGAAUUAAAAUCAGGUAUACAAAACAUUAAUGACAAAAAUAAAAAAAAGUUAGAAGAAUAUCUUAGUUCAUUUUAA
Plasmodium relictum is the source of this 4113-nucleotide messenger RNA. Its product is annotated as conserved Plasmodium protein, unknown function. The record is from RefSeq and is a predicted model, not a curated record. NCBI's taxonomy places the organism in Eukaryota, Apicomplexa, Aconoidasida, Haemosporida, Plasmodiidae. The coding region runs from base 1 to 4113 and encodes 1370 amino acids. Gene Ontology annotation, cellular component: endolysosome membrane; late endosome. Gene Ontology annotation, biological process: regulation of autophagosome maturation; endosomal transport; endosome to lysosome transport. The transcript has 14 exons.